Molecule: messenger RNA, 1572 nt
Organism: Laccaria bicolor S238N-H82
Lineage: Eukaryota; Fungi; Basidiomycota; Agaricomycetes; Agaricales; Hydnangiaceae
Exons: 3
Coding region: 1-1572 (523 amino acids)
Molecular function (GO): protein-folding chaperone binding
Source: RefSeq, a predicted model, not a curated record
AUGUUACUUCGCACCCCAACCACUUCGAUCGACCUCUCGCAGUUGAGCCCCCGUGAUCGGUAUCUCUUUUCUCUCGCUCAAGCCAGAGCGGCAGAAGCUGAGUACAUCGCCUACGAGGCUAAACGCGAGGAGGAAGCUCUCCUCCAUCGACUCCAGCUUCAGCAUACUCGUCGUCAUACCGCCCGCCUAUCCAUCUUCAACUAUGGGCCGUUGCACUCCAACCAUAGCUUACAGUCACCUUAUCAACAGUUUAACCAGUCUUCGCUGAAACAAGACGUUCAGGCCCGCUGCCGCGAGGAGAGGGAAGCAGCCUUGUUGCGAGAGCAGUUGUGUCAGGCUCUGCUGGAAGACCACCAAAGCUCCGUUCCUGUGAACUGCUCAAAACAAUCUCAUGGUGUUCCUUAUCACUCGAGCCCGUGUGGGUUCCGCUCUGAAGGACCCCCUAGGACCGCAAAAGAAAAUCGUCAGUCGAAAUCUGAGUUUUCGAAAGAUGUUUUCCUUGGGUUGGGACUGAAGGAUGAAGUUGCGACCGAGAUUCAUGAUACCAUACACGCCAUACUUGCGUCUCUUGCCGACUCAUCUGCUUCCCGUCCAAACGAGGCUCAAACGAAUAGCUCCAUGAAGGGAAAGUACAAGGAGUCCGUUACUGAAGCACGAUCCACACCACCGUCACAGAACGCGACGUCCGAAGAUGUCGUUCGGUCUUUUGACGUUGUCGAACGCAUCGAAACCGCUCUUGAAACUUUGAAUGACGAUUUUCAUUUCCCAACCCAACUCGACUUCAUCUCUACACACCUCCACGAUGUUGGUGACGCACUUGUCAAAGGCACGUCCCGCCUGGCAUUCAGCGCUCGCAAUCAUCCUGUCAGGUACUACGAGCAAGCGUUAACUUCCCUCCUGUCUCGGCUUGACUCGAUUGAUAGCUUUGGGAACGAAGCGCUGAGAACGAAAAGGAAGGAGGUUGUCCGCAGGGUCGAAACAGCUCUAGACGAACUUGAAAGAGGCAUAGAGGCAUCGCACAAGGUUGCUUCCGAUGCGUCAACGCACGAGAGGAAGCCGGAAGAGGCUCAGGUUCUGCCCCUUGUUUCUGACAGCAUGAAGCAGGGGGCGCUCCCAGAUGUUAACGCCACCGGUAGCAGCACGACUGUUUUCGACGAUGUUGCAACUGAGAAAGAAGAUGUGAUCUCUUCAUCAAAUGCCGAGACGAUUAGCCCCCCCUCGGAAAUUCUCACUACCGAGCCGGAAGAAGGGUCUUCACCCUCUGCGGUAUCUGUUUCUGGAAUGUCACGUUGCAGCGAUGACGAACAGGAGGAAGAAAUCAACGCCUCUCAGCCACCGUCUGGCGGGGAGGUUGUGGUGGAUGCCCACGCUGUCUUAGAUGUUCCUAUUGAGGCAGCAGUGCCAAUCGUUCCAACUGUCCUCAAUCUCGGAUCUCCCGUCGAACCAGAGGACGUCAGUGCGUUUCUGUUGACUGACGUGACGGAUGUGCCGCAAUCAUCGGGGCCGUUGCCGUCUCAUUUAACCGAUGACCUUGGUAGUGAUUGGUCGGAUGUUGAAGAGGAACAAUCUUAA